CUCCACCAUGCAUGUUACCGAAAGCGGCGCCGUCAACAGCGGGCGACGGGACUCGGCGCCUGGCACGCUGGCUCAGCCGCGGUCCUCAGUCUGCUCUCAAGGCUGAGGGGGAAAGGUCAGCUUCUGCUCCGGGAAUUGGCCACCGCACUUGAUUCAGGAUGAUGCCCGGCGGGACGUCCGAGCUGAAGCCGUUUUCCGAGGAGGUCCAGCAACUCCUCGAAGCUGUCAAGGGUGAGUUGGAAGAGAAAAUGGAGAGAAAAUUGGACAAGUUCUUGCUGGUGUCCUACAAGACGCAGUUGGUCGCAGGGACCAACUACUUCGCCAAGAUUGACAUCGGAGGGGAGGAACUCGUGCACUUGCGUGUGUACAUGAAUCUGCAAGGAGAGGUGUCGCUGCAUUCCCACCAGCAUCCGAAAACCCGCGAGGAGGAUAUCCAGUACUUUUGAGUCCCGGAGGAUUUCCUGGUGUUUGGGGCUGCUUGGUAGGAAAAUUGGCCCCCCGUUUACAUUAAUUGGCUCCCUGUUAACAUUUGUAAUGUAGUCUUUAGCUUUCAACAUAAUUUUGUUAUAAAGCAAGUUUUAUCAUGUAUUGGAAAUUAUACUUAUUAAACUUAAUAACAGAUAUUGUAUGAUGUAAGAACACUUGAUAAACCGCACAUGAAA
Penaeus indicus is the source of this 662-nucleotide messenger RNA. Its product is annotated as cystatin-A-like. Gene Ontology annotation, molecular function: cysteine-type endopeptidase inhibitor activity. Gene Ontology annotation, cellular component: cytosol. Bases 159 to 446 code for a protein of 95 amino acids. The record is from RefSeq and is a predicted model, not a curated record. The transcript is spliced from 4 exons. Lineage: Eukaryota; Metazoa; Arthropoda; Malacostraca; Decapoda; Penaeidae.